Messenger RNA from Colletotrichum abscissum, 1494 nucleotides. Its product is annotated as cytochrome P450. Lineage: Eukaryota; Fungi; Ascomycota; Sordariomycetes; Glomerellales; Glomerellaceae. The record is from RefSeq and is a predicted model, not a curated record. The transcript has 6 exons. Gene Ontology annotation, molecular function: oxidoreductase activity, acting on paired donors, with incorporation or reduction of molecular oxygen; heme binding; iron ion binding. Bases 1 to 1494 code for a protein of 497 amino acids.
AUGGCUGUUGUUCUGAUACUCGCCGUCGUAGUCUUCUUGGGGCUGCUGGCGAAGGAAUUCUACUCUUGGUAUCGGCUGUCCCAUGUCCCUGGGCCAUUCUGGCAUGGAAUCACUGGGUUUUCGAUGGCGCGAGCUGCAUUAAAUGGGUCGGUUCAUGAGUACUAUAUGGAACUGCAUGAGAAAUACGGCCCCUUGGUUCGUAUCGGUCCCAAUACCGUCAUGUUCAGCGAUGGAGACACGUUGAAAAAGAUCGCCGGCACUCGCAGUAAGUACACCAAGGGCGAGUGGUAUGCAGUCGGAAGAACCACUCCGGGAGAGGAUCAUUUGUUCUCGAUGCGCGAUGAAGAGAAGCGCAAGUAUUUGAAGAGCAGAAUGGGGCCUGGUUAUUCGGGCUUGGAGAACGGAGGCUUUGAAGCCGGCAUAGAUAAGAAUAUCACCGCGUUCGUUGACCUCAUCGACCGCAAGUAUAUCUCCACUGCAAAGGACUUUAGACCGAUGGACAUGGCUAGUAAAUCAACUUACUUUGCCCUUGAUGUUAUCAGCGAGCUUGGCUUCGGCACCCCAUACGGCUUCCUGAAAGAAGAUCGAGAUCUGUAUCAGUAUGUUGCCACGAAAGACGCCUUCUUUCCGGUCAUGAUCACUAUGGGAAACGUGCCAUGGUUGGCUACGCUUAUGCACAGUUGGCCUCUCAAUCUGGGGCUGCCAAAGUCCGGAGACGCAGCUGGAUUUGGGGCGCUUAUGGGGUUUGCCAAAACCUUUGUUGAUGGACGGUUGGCUCCGGAUACGAAGCCCGGCCGGGACAUGAUCCAGUCAUUUAUAAAUGCUGGUAUGACAAGAGAAGAGCUUACACAGGAAGUUUACGUUGAAACCAUUGCUGGUUCCGAUACCACAGCAACGGCGAUCCGUAUGAUUCUCUUGUCACUCCUAUCCAACCCGCAAGCCUUCACAGCCCUCCGAGCCGAGAUUGAUACACUAGUCUCGAAGAAGAUGAUUAGCUCUCCGAUCAAAGAUUCGGAAGCGAGAUUCAUGCCAUAUCUUCAAGCUGUAAUCCGCGAAGGUCUCCGUCUAUACCCACCGUCUACUGGCAUCGUCAGCAAGCAGGUCCCAUCAGAAGGAGACAUCGUCCAUGGAUAUCGGUUGCCCCCUAAUACACAACUGGGGGAGAACGUGUGCAGCAUCGGCCGAUCGAAGGACAUUUUUGGACCUGACGCACAUCUGUUCAGGCCAGAGAGGUGGAUAGAGGCAGCAAUGUCCGAUGAUGAAGGAAGAUAUAAGGCGAUGAUGUCAACUACCGACAUGGUCUUUGGGUAUGGCAAGUUUUAUUGCAUGGGGAGAAAUAUUGCGUUGAUGGAGUUGAACAAGAUCUUCGUUGAGCUUCUGCGCAGGUACGAUUUUGCUAUUGCAAAGCCUGAAAAGCCGAUGAGAUUGUGGAGUGCUGGAUUUUGGAUAACGCAUGACUUCUGGUUGAAGAUUACGCAGAGAGGCAGGUGGUAG